AUGUCGAGCUUAGAGAAUUCAUUGGAUGCUAAUUGGAGGUCUCACAGUAUUGUGGCAGAUAAAAUCGAGGACCAUAGUAACGGAGAUGUAGCGAUUGAUUCUUAUCACCGGUAUAAGGAAGAUGUGAGUAUAAUGAAGGACAUGGGUAUGGAUGCUUAUAGAUUUUCCAUUUCAUGGUCAAGGCUUUUACCUGAUGGAAAGCUAAGUGGGAGGGUAAACAGGGAAGGCAUUCAAUAUUAUAACAACCUCAUCAACGAGCUUCUAUCCAAGGGUAUCCAACCCUUUGUGACUUUAUUUCAUUGGGAUGUCCCCCAAGCGUUGGAAGACAACUAUGGUGGUUUUUUGAGUCCAACUAUCAUUGGUGAUUUCCAAGGCUUUGCUGAGGUUUGUUUCAGAGAAUUUGGCGAUCGGGUGAAGCAUUGGAUAACUUUAAAUGAGCCAUUGAGCUUUGCUGCUCUAGGUUACAGCCAAGGAACCUACGCACCAGGCCGAUGUUCCAAAUGGUUGGGAAAUUGUUCUUCCGGAAAUUCUGAGACUGAGCCUUACAUGGUAGGGCACCACCUACUUCUUUCUCAUGCAGCCGCAGUGAAAAUAUUCAAGGACAAGUAUCAGGCAUCUCAAAAGGGAAAGAUAGGAAUAACAUUAAACUCACACUGGUUAAUACCUUACAGCAACAACCAUUCUGAUGUUGCUGCAGCUCAGAGAGCACUUGAUUUCACGUAUGGAUGGUUUUUGAGCCCUUUAACUUAUGGUUACUAUCCCAAGAGCAUGAGUUCCAGAGUGAAAAAUGGCUUGCCAAAAUUCUCCAUGAAUCAAAUGAAAAUGAUUAAAGGAUCAUUUGACUUCCUCGGACUUAAUUACUAUACAGCUUAUUAUGUGGCUAACAAUGACCAUUGCAAAGAUGUUAAUCCAGCUUAUACUAUUGAUUCUUGCGCUAAGCUCCUACGUAAGUUCAAAUAUGAUCCUCACAUUGUUUAUAUUAUAAAGGAGAGAGAUGGGAUCCCCAUUGGUCCAACUACUGGUUCAUCUUGGCUUCGUGUAUAUCCGCGAGGAAUAUGGGAGUUGUUGAAGUAUACUAAGAAAGAAUACAACAAUCCAGAGAUUUACAUUACUGAGAAUGGAAUAUCGGAGUUCAAUAACAGCACACUCACAUUGGAAGAAGCUCUAGCUGAUAAAUGGAGAAUAGAUUACUACAACAGGCAUCUUCAGUUUGUCUACAAAGCAAUCAAUGAUGGUGUAAAUGUGACAGGAUUCUUUGCAUGGUCAUUGUUUGAUAACUUUGAGUGGAAUUCUGGAUAUACAGUUCGGUUCGGCAUUAACUUCAUAGAUUACAAAGAUAAGCAGAAGAGAUACCCGAAGCAUUCAGCCAUUUGGUUCAAGAAUUUCCUCCAAAAUACACCAUAG
Messenger RNA from Macadamia integrifolia, 1404 nucleotides. Its product is annotated as beta-glucosidase 13-like. The record is from RefSeq and is a predicted model, not a curated record. Lineage: Eukaryota; Viridiplantae; Streptophyta; Magnoliopsida; Proteales; Proteaceae. Gene Ontology annotation, molecular function: beta-glucosidase activity. The coding region runs from base 1 to 1404 and encodes 467 amino acids. The transcript is spliced from 12 exons. Gene Ontology annotation, biological process: carbohydrate metabolic process.